Molecule: messenger RNA, 795 nt
Organism: Cyclopterus lumpus (lumpfish)
Lineage: Eukaryota; Metazoa; Chordata; Actinopteri; Perciformes; Cyclopteridae
Product: chymotrypsin B-like
Exons: 7
Coding region: 1-795 (264 amino acids)
Biological process (GO): proteolysis
Molecular function (GO): serine-type endopeptidase activity
Source: RefSeq, a predicted model, not a curated record
AUGGCCUUCCUCUGGAUCGUGUCCUGCCUCGCCUUCGUCAGCGCCGCCUACGGCUGCGGCUCCCCCGCCAUCGCCCCCGAGGUGACCGGCCACGCCCGCAUCGUCAACGGCGAGGAGGCGGUGCCUCACUCCUGGCCCUGGCAGGUGUCGCUGCAGCAAUCCAACGGCUUCCACUUCUGUGGAGGAUCUCUGAUCAACGAGAACUGGGUGGUGACCGCCGCCCACUGCAACGUCAGGACCUACCACGUGGUGAUCGCCGGAGAGCACGAUAAGGGUUACGGCUCCAACGAGAACGUCCAGCGUCUGAAGCCCGCCAGGGUGUUCACCCACCCCGGCUGGAACCCCAGAACCAUCAGCAACGACAUCUCCCUCAUCAAGCUGGCCAGCCCCGCCCGCCUGGGAACCAACGUGUCCCCCGUCUGCCUCGCCGAGGCCACCGACAACUUCCCCGCCGGCAUGACCUGCGUGACCAGCGGAUGGGGUCUGACCCGCUACAACGCUCCCAGUACUCCCAACAAGCUGCAGCAGGCUUCCCUUCCCCUGAUGUCCAACGAGCAGUGCAAGAGGACCUGGGGCAACCAGAUCUCCAGCGUGAUGAUCUGUGCCGGAGCAGCCGGAGCCACUUCCUGCAUGGGCGACUCUGGCGGCCCCCUGGUGUGUCAGAUGAACAACGCCUGGUCUCUGGUCGGCAUCGUCUCCUGGGGAAGCAGCCGCUGCUCCACCUCCACUCCGGCCGUCUACGCCCGCGUCACCGAGCUCCGCGGCUGGGUCGACCAGAUCCUCGCUGCCAACUAA